Molecule: messenger RNA, 1881 nt
Organism: Zasmidium cellare ATCC 36951
Lineage: Eukaryota; Fungi; Ascomycota; Dothideomycetes; Mycosphaerellales; Mycosphaerellaceae
Exons: 5
Coding region: 1-1881 (626 amino acids)
Biological process (GO): positive regulation of transcription from RNA polymerase II promoter by galactose; DNA-templated transcription
Cellular component (GO): nucleus
Molecular function (GO): zinc ion binding; RNA polymerase II cis-regulatory region sequence-specific DNA binding; DNA-binding transcription factor activity, RNA polymerase II-specific
Source: RefSeq, a predicted model, not a curated record
AUGAGACUCAAUGCUCGUAUGGACCAGGCUGGGCCUUCCCAGAUCGUCAAUACAGCCUCGGAAGUCAUUAUUGAUCAUGGCGACGAGCAACAUCACGCUGACGCUAUGGGUGCUGUUAUAUUCGAGAAUGAAAUGGAGUCAGGCUAUUUCGGUGGGUCUACGUUGUGGAGUCUCGUCAUUCAUACCUCUGAUCCUAACCUGUUUCAAGGCCCAUCUUCAAACAUAUUCUUCUUGAGAGCAAUUGGCCAGGUCAUGCUUCAAGCGAGCAACUUUACUUUGAGCUCUGCUUCUGCUAAUCAGGACUCCUUGGCACCGUCCCGACGAGUGUCUAUACCAUCAGCAGCCGCUUGUGUCCAUCGAUCAUCUACAGCACAUGCUGAAAACCCCUCCGACGCUUUGACUUCAAUCGACGAAGACAAGAUCAUCGACAGCUUCUUCACCAACACAGGCUACCUGUUUCCGUAUAUUCAUGAGGGACGUUUCAGAUCGAAACUUGAUUCUUUGCGAGGCUAUCCGUCACGGCAAAGACCACGUUCUUGGCUCGGGCUAUUGAAUAUCAUCUUAGCUAUCGCCAUCAGUGCCGACCGCUCUAAUGGCCUCGAUGCUCUACAACGGAGUAAGAAGUCACAGGUCUAUGCCCAGAGAGCUUUGUUUCACUGCAAGAAUCGCAUGAUGCAGGGUGUCAAUAUCGAAACUGCGCACUUCCUGUUGCUGCUAGGUCAAUAUCUCCAAGGCACACAGAAGCCGUCUGAAGCCUGGACCGUGUCGGGCCUCGCGGUAAAGGUCGUCCUACAGCUUGGACUGCACACCAAUGCAAUUUCUAUCGGCCUUUCAGCCGUCGAUCAGGAGAUCCGCAAGCGUACGUGGCUUGCGUGCGUCUCUCUCGAUCGCACGAUGAGCAUGACCUUUGGCAGGCCUUCUUCGAUCCCAGGCUCGUACGUGAAGGUACCUACACCUCUGCAGUACCCAGAAUCUGCACCUUCGGAAUCUGCAACCGCUGUGACGGAACAGAAAGAUCCUAGUAAUGUCAGCUUCUUUGCUGCUACGGUCAAGCUAUAUAAUGUGGUCUUUGUCAUACUCGACCGCCUGUAUGGACAGAACCUGGAGUUCGAUGAUCCAUUACCGUCGAGAGAUGUCAUCACCCGGAUUUUCGAAAUCGAAGGCUCUCUGCUAGACUGGGAACAGUCCGUCCCCAAGACUCUAGCUACAAUCUCUGCCAACGACCUGACGGACUACCUGCAAGCACAGGGUAUGACUGAUGUCGCGGAGCAAAGACUGAAACUGAGAACCAUCCUCACGCUUCGUUAUCUGAGCGCCCGUUUGCUUCUCCAUCGUCCUAUCCUGCUGCGAAUGCUGCAGGACAUGAGCAGAAGCAACACCAUCACGAGUGACAAUGCUCUGCUGGAGCAGUUCGGCGCCAGCAGUAUCAGUGCAUCACUUGUCAACGCAACUGAUAUCAUUGAGCUGGUGCGAACGGCCACUACAUCACCGUCUGCGGCUCAAAGAGACGUCUUGGGAGCGUGGUGGUUCACACUGUACUACACGUUCAACGCCGCCCUGACAGUCUUCGCCUGCUACCUCAUCUGCAGAACGUCCACCACAAACCCAGGGGCCCUCGACUACAUCACAACACUCGACAGGAUCAACGCCGCGAUACAAAGUCUUGAAGCACUGGAUCGAAACAAUCAGACAGUCGACCGAUGCCGACACUGUCUUCGAACGCUAGUCGACGCUACUAUGCAUAUGGGACAAAACCUGGAUCAGGAGUAUCUGCUAGACCAGAUGUUUUACUCUCAUGAUCUCGGGUUCGACACUGGUGUUGGGUUUGAUGAGCUUUUUGUUGGGAGCGAUGGGAGUUCUGCUCUGAAUAUCGGGAUUUGA